AUGCUCUUACUUGCAAAGAUACACAUUCUUUUGCUGCUCCUUUGGGUUGCUGAAGCUCAACAUGUGGACAAUUCGCCAAAGGAGCUCUUAAUUUCUCAUGAAGCUAAGACGGAUCUUAUGAAAUUGGAUAAAGUUCUGAUUGAGAAUCUUCAGGAAUAUCUAAACAAACUGGAAGAGAAAAUCACAAAGUUACGAAAAAUAGUAGAUGAAAUUAGGCAGCCCCUGGAGACAGCCAAGGGUGUGGAAGAGGAGUAUCUGUCCAAUCCUUUAAACAGCUUUCCCCUCAUCAGGCACAUGCAUCAGGAUUGGAAAUACCUGAAGGACUUUAUGCAAAAGCCAGUGGGAGAAGAACAAAUCAAUUUCCUCAAAGAGACAUUACCAGAAUUGCCCAUGAAAUCAGAUGGCGAUGAAGCCACUCAGGCCAUGUUCCGAAUGGCCAGGACCUACAAUGCCACGCCCUGGGAUAUGGCUCACGGUUUCAUUGAUGGCAUACAGUACAGAAACUCCCUAACUGCUUUGGAUUGCUUUGAGAUUGGAAAACUUUACCUCAAGUGGGGUUUCAUUAACGAAGCCUCUCAGUGGUUAUACAUCACUUCGAUGUUUAAUUUGGACUCAAAUUUAUUUCAGACAUUGGGCUUGGAUCCAAAGGACUUGGCCUUGAUGCUGGCACGCAGUCUGGCGGUGUUGGGACAAGAUAAUGAAGCUCUCAAAGUCCUAGAGAAACAUCCCGAUCUAGCCGAGAAUCAGACUUCACUCCUGGCCUUAUUCAAGGCUUAUUCCAGUGAUCCCCCAAAAGGCAUACCCCAUCUGCCGGAGGAAUACUCAAAGUUGUGCCAAUCCUCGCAUGUUUCGAGUCCCUCGAGACUCCACUGUCGCUACAACCACACCACCUCGCCGUUUCUGAUCCUGGCUCCCCUCAAAAUGGAGGAGAUAUCGCUGGAUCCUUAUAUCACAGUUUAUCAUGACGUUAUCUCAGUGAAAAAAACCGAGGAGAUAAUACGCUUCGCAGAACCGAGAUUGAAUCCCACGUAUAUUUUCAGUCCAGAGGAAGGCCAAGUUAAGCAUCCUGCGCGCACCGCAUUGGGGACAUGGGUACACGAAGAAGACAUGAACUCGACAGAUUUGCCUUUCCAUAAUUUGUAUGAUAAGAUCCGAGACAUCACCGGAUUAAAUGUUGACGACAGCGAUGAGAUCCAGCUACUCAAGUACGGAUUCGGGGCUCACUACUGUCCACAUCACGACUACUUCAACGGGUCUGCUCCGGAUAUCGAAAGUCAUGGAGAUCGAAUUGCCACUGCACUCUUUUAUCUAAAUGAUGCACCACACGGCGGCGCCACCGCUUUUACCGACUUAAAUAUAAAAGUGCCGGCGGAGCGGGGAAAGGUUCUGUUCUGGUAUAAUCUGAGAGGCGAAACUCACGAUUUCGACUUUCCCACCACCCAUGCUGCUUGUCCAGUCUUUCAAGGCUUUAAAUUUGUCAUGACUGUUUGGAUACGAGAGUUGAAUCAGAUGUUUAUCCAACCUGCCUACCGCGAGGGAAGCCGUACAUAUUUCUUUUAAUUAUAUUAAUAAUUUCCCUAAUAAUCAUCAAAACCCAGUAAAUGUAA
Messenger RNA from Drosophila kikkawai, 1607 nucleotides. RefSeq names its product prolyl 4-hydroxylase subunit alpha-1-like. Gene Ontology annotation, biological process: peptidyl-proline hydroxylation to 4-hydroxy-L-proline. The record is from RefSeq and is a predicted model, not a curated record. Gene Ontology annotation, molecular function: iron ion binding; procollagen-proline 4-dioxygenase activity; L-ascorbic acid binding. Lineage: Eukaryota; Metazoa; Arthropoda; Insecta; Diptera; Drosophilidae. Gene Ontology annotation, cellular component: endoplasmic reticulum.